This is a messenger RNA of Caenorhabditis angaria, 4426 nucleotides long. NCBI's taxonomy places the organism in Eukaryota, Metazoa, Nematoda, Chromadorea, Rhabditida, Rhabditidae. The record is from the annotation of a GenBank genome assembly.
AUGAAACUUACACAUGCUAUAUUAUUUUUAUUAUUCACUUCUAUUUAUGGAAGUCGAAACUUUUUGAAAGUAGGAAAUGAAUAUGUUUAUCGAUUGAAUAGUUUCACAUAUUCUGGACUUCUGACUUCUAUAGAUACUGAAACUGCGAAAUCUCGAAUUGAUGCGAUUAUCAAGAUCCAAGUUCAUGAUUCUGAAAACAUUGCCUUAUUUGUUGAAGAUGUUGAGAUAUCAUCCAAUGUAAAUAAUCAAAAAUCCAAUAUUUCUUCUGAUACUAACUUAUUUCUCUUGAAACCUGUAUUUGCAAAAAUGGAUCAAGGAUUUAUAUAUAAUUUGUAUUUCAAUAUUGCAGACACAGAUUGGUCAAAAAAUUUCAAAAGAUCUAUUUUGAACAUGUUUUCGAUCGCAGAGCAAAAAUCAGUACAGUUGCUUUAUGAAUCAUUUUUUCUCAACGAAAAAACUAUCGAGGGAGAUUGUCAAGUCGUUUAUACAAUAAAACAGAAAAACAAUGAUACAAUUAUCAAUAAAUCUGUGAAUUUUGAUGAAUGUAUUGGUCGACCAGAAAUAAUAUAUGGAAAUCAAAAUAUUGAAAAAUCACAUCCAAGAACAGAUUAUACAUUCACACUGAAUAAUGGAUUAUUGAAGCGUGUGGAAUUUCAAUCUAUUUAUAUUCAUAAAAUGAAAACUGUUACGUACUCUCGUCUUGUUCAUAUGAAAACCAGACAAAUUGAGAGCAAAUUCAGAAGGGUUGGUUACUCAAAUCUUUUUUCUUCCCAAACAUUAACUGUUUCAGGUCAAUCUUAGUGAAGAACCAGAAGAUCUUGUUUAUUUGCCAAGUUAUGAAAGAUCGGUUGAAGAUUUUUAUAAGAAUGGAGAUGAUGCAAAAAUCAAUCCUUUCAAAUGUAUUUCUAUUGAUGAAAAACUGAAUAUUCUCAACAAAACUAUUGAAAAGUUCGAAAAAGAUGAAUCUCAUCAAUUGGUUGAUCUUGUAAAUUUGCUGCAAUCUUGCACUUUUGAACAAUUAGAAGACAUUUAUGAUAACAUACGUGGCAGAAACAAUAAAAAAGGUGAGGAAAUAUUUGAAUUUAUGUUUCAUAGAUAUUUCUAGAUGAAAGAAAUUGCUGAAAAUGCAUUUGCGAUAGCUGGAACAAAGAAUACUAUUGAAUAUUUGAUAUUUCUGAUUCACAACAACAAAUUUAAUUCAUUGAGAUCUGUGGAAUUAUUAAAAAUCAUUCAAAGCACUAUUUAUCCAUCAAUGAGGAUUGCCGAUUCUUUAAUUGAAUUGGCAAAAUCAAAAGUUUCAGAAGAUUCUGAAAGUAUCCAACAAGCGGCAUGGUUGGCUUCGAGUAUUGUUGUAAAUGGUAUUGUCACACAGAAAUAUCAUCUUUUGAAUGAAAAUACACCAGAAAUGCAGGAAAAGUAUUUUGAUCAAUUUUUGAAACUUAUCCAAGAUUCCGAUAAUAGUUAUUCACGAAUUUUGGCAUUGAAAGUUCAUGCAAACGCUGGAUUGACAAAUUCAGUGCAUCUUUUUGCUCAAGUAAUUGAUGAUGUUCGAGAACCAAUUUCAGUUCGACAAGAAGCUAUUGAAUCAUUACGAAAUAUUGGUGAUAUUAUUCCACUGAAAAUAAUUAAACUAUUAUUUUCAAUUUAUCGAAAUCACAAAAACCCAACACAACUUCGAAUUGUUGCAUUGAAAGUGAUAAUGAGCACAAAACCUACAAAAUCGAUGCUUGAAAAAAUUGCAAAGUUCACGGAAACUGAAUCAAACCAACCAGUAAAGUACUUCACUUCCAAUUUGCUGAAUCAGAGAAAUAUCACAGUGAAUUGUUUGGAUUGCCAACCUUAUUCAAUCGAGUCAAUAAUACAAUAUUUUGCACCUGGCGUCAACUUCAAUUCAUGGAUACUCGAAACCGUUUACACAAAAAUUCCAAAACAACUACAUUUACAAUUGAAAAAUAUGGAAUUUGGGUUUUCGCAGAAAAAUUUGGAUCAAUAUUUGAACUAUUUUAUUUCGAAAUAUGAACGACAUAUAUUGUCACCAGAAGCUUAUGAAAGAUUGGAGUUAUUGAAACAGUUUAUUAAAUUUGUGAAUAAUGGAUUUGAAAGUGAUGUAUUUCAAGAACCUUCGAUUUCUGGCUAUGUGAGAUUGAAAAGUAUGAAUUUCUUAUUAGUUCCAAUUAAUCGAGAAAUUAUCGGCAAGGUAUUGCGGAAUUUUGUGAACAACGGUCUAAACUUCAAUGAGAAAUUCGACUUGCACAAAAAUUUUGCGGGAUAUUUUCACGAAACUGAACGAAUUAUUCCAACAACUUCUGGAUUUCCGAUCACAAUUUCUGAAAAGUUGCCAUUUUUCUCUUAUAUGCAAUUGAAAAUGAAUAACUCAGAAUUUGAUGUUAAAUUAUCUAUCAGAGCUAUCGAUUCGAUUGAAAUGAAAAUGAGAAAUGUUUUCAAUACACAAGGAGUAAUAUUCAACAAACAACUCACUCUUGAUCUACCUCUUAGGUUCAGUUUUCGUUUCAAAAAAUUAUUUGCACAUGAAAUUCAUACAACCUUGAACAUCCCAACAAAUUAUUCGGCUGAAUUCCAAUUGUCAGAAUGCUCCAAAGUAUUCAUUGGAGAAGAUAAAAAUAUUUCAAUUAUAAGCCAAACAAAUAGCAAUACAAGAUUGGAAGACGAUGAAAAACAAAUAUUCAAAAUUUUUGGAAUGGAUAUGAUUACAUAUUGGAGUGAUAAAAGACUCGCUAUUUUUAUUGAUAAUAUGAAUCAAGCAAUUGAAAUGAGAACUAUUGUUGCUCUGACACACAAACCAUUUGAUAUUCAACAUUUUAUAACAGCAAUAUGUCGAAGAGCAAGAGAAAAUCCAUUUAAUCUGAAAGUUGAUGAUCUGAAAAAUUUUGCAUAUGAAUAUACAGCAUCCAUAACUAUGACAACAUCAGUUGGGCAUAAAAUGAUUCUGAAAAUUAUCAAUCAUCGUGAUAGUUCUGACAAAUACUCGUUAUGGGAUAUUGAUUUUCAUCGAUUAUAUAUGCGAUAUGGUUAUAAAUAUAUUGUUAGCAACCUCAAAUCAUCACUUCUUAUAACUGGUUCAACACUAAACAUGAACACAAAAUGGGACAGUACUCCACAAUGCUUACCGAAUUAUUUGAAUAUUUAUGGAGAACUAGAUCAAACCUCAAAUAUCAAAUUAACUACUGAUGUUUUGAAUCAACUCCGAAUUGUGGCAAAUUAUAGAUUUGAAGAGACAACUAGAAAUCGACUUGGAUACUUUUUUCCCAGAUUUCCAGAUUGGUACACUAUUGGGGAUAAUCAAGUUCAUGCCAAUUUUACUGUCGAUCCAACAAAACGCAAUGUGGGAUAUUUGACGACUAGAAAUUGUUUCACUGCAAACAAUUUCACAUUCCAAAUUCCAAUCGUUGAUCUUCCCACCAUUUCUAACCUGAAAAAUCCAAUUUGUGAAUACACUUUGGACAAACUUUAUACAUUUAAUGAACAUAUUUUCACACCUCCACAAACUACAUGUUAUUCUGUUGUGACUGGAAUUGAUGGAAUGUUUGAAGUUUCUGUGAGAAAAGAAUAUAAGAAUAUGGAUAAUAUUAUUGUGAAAGUCGAAAUCGUUGAUGAAGAAAUUAUUUAUUUAUUAAAAGUUCAAGACUUUUUCUCGGUCAAAAAAGGCAACAAAAUCCUUUCAAUAACGAAUUAUGCAGAAAACAGGUAAUUUUUAUUUUCAUAUUUAACAAAACAUCAAGGUUUCCCUUUUCAGAAUAAUCCUAGCCAACAAUCGGUUGAUCUUUGACAUUCAUCACUGUGUAUUAGAAUUUGACGGCCAAAAGUUGAGAAUUAAAAUUCGCCCAAAUCUUUUGGGUGGAUAUUCGUUGAAUGGAAUGUGUGGAGAUAUCGAAGAUCAAGUGAGUUCUCAGAAAAAUUAUCACCACUAAACCAAAAUAAAUUGCAGAAUUCAAAUGAAUAUUUUGUUGAAAAAUAUCACAAUGAUCUGAAAAUUUUCGCAAAAGAAACAGAAGAUUGUGAUAUUUCCAAGAAUCAUCAUACAACACAUACAUCUCUUGACUAUGAGGAAUAUGAUAUGAAAAGUAAGUUCUUCAUUUAAAAAAAGGUUACAAUGGCCAGAAAAAACUGAUAAUCAGUAAAUUUUUGAAAAAAAUAUAUUUCAGCAUUCGAAUAUCGAACUGUUGUCCGAGAAUUUGCAUACAAAACUUGUUUUUCAAUCGAAGCUGUUCCAUUUUGCCCGAAAAACUACAUUGCCUUUGAUUUCCGACGAGAAGAAAUCAAGUAUACUUGUUUUUCAAGAAAAGAAACAAGAACUCGAGGAUUUUUGAAUGACAUCAAGACUGGAACUGUUCUAGAAUUCGAAGAUCCUUCUAUUUCGUCAGUUGAAAUGUUCUCAAUGCCUUUGAAAUGUGUUUAUAACAGUUGA